AUGAGAAUCAGUAUUUUAAAAUUUGUUUUUUUUUCAAUUAUUAUUUGUUUUUUUGAAUAUGCCAAAAAUGAAUUAUGCCUUGAAAGGAAUAUAAAAUUUUUUAGAAAUAAUAGGAUAUUAGCAGAUAUAGACAAUCAAUUCGAUUUAAGUGAUUUUUAUCAAUCAACUUUGAGUCUUGUAAAUCGAUUUAAUAACGGUAAUGACUAUAAUGACGGUAAUGACGAUAAUGACUAUAGUGACUAUGAAGAAGAAAUAAUGCAUCUUCGAGAUACUUUAGAUUCACAUAUAAAGAUGCAUAAAGAAAAUAAUACAUCAUCCGAUUUAAAUAAUGUAGAUAAUAAUAAAGCUAAAAAGUUAAUUGAUGAACUUCGAAAAGAAUUAGAAGAAGCAAAAAAAGAGCUUGAUAAUAGAAGGAAUGGUGAAUUAGAAAUACAGCCGUUACAUAAUAAAAGAAUAACGAAAAAAAAUGAAAAUAUUUAUGUAUCAGAACAUGAAGACUUUAAACAAUUGGAAAUUUAUGAAAAUGUUUUGGAGAAUAAAAAUACUAAUUUUGAAGAUAAAUAUAAUGAAAUUACAUCAAAAGAAAAUUAUAAGAAAUUAAAAGUUAAUCAAAAUGUAAACAAAGCAGGGGAAAAAAUACUUAAUAAAGCGUUGUUCUACAUUAGAGAAUCUUUGGUGACGUUUGUAUCAGGAUGGAAGUGCAUAACAGUACUAUUUAUAUCGAAUGUUCUUUCCUUAAUUAAAAAUACUUGUAAAAUAGUUAAAUCACCCUUUAAAUCAAAAAAAUCACGAAGAUAA
Molecule: messenger RNA, 798 nt
Organism: Plasmodium yoelii
Lineage: Eukaryota; Apicomplexa; Aconoidasida; Haemosporida; Plasmodiidae
Product: fam-b protein
Exons: 2
Coding region: 1-798 (265 amino acids)
Source: RefSeq, a predicted model, not a curated record